Molecule: messenger RNA, 2660 nt
Organism: Empidonax traillii (willow flycatcher)
Lineage: Eukaryota; Metazoa; Chordata; Aves; Passeriformes; Tyrannidae
Product: vitamin D 25-hydroxylase
Exons: 5
Coding region: 1-1536 (511 amino acids)
Biological process (GO): xenobiotic metabolic process
Cellular component (GO): cytoplasm; intracellular membrane-bounded organelle
Molecular function (GO): oxidoreductase activity, acting on paired donors, with incorporation or reduction of molecular oxygen, reduced flavin or flavoprotein as one donor, and incorporation of one atom of oxygen; iron ion binding; heme binding
Source: RefSeq, a predicted model, not a curated record
AUGCUGGCGGCGGCGGCGGACCGGGGGCACCGCCCGGGCUCGGCCGCGGGCGGCGGCUCCUGGCUCCUGCCGCUGGCGGCGGCGCUGGCGCUGGGGCUGCUGCUCACGCUGGUGGUGCGGCAGCUGCUGAAGCAGCGGCGGCCGCCCGGCUUCCCGCCCGGCCCCGCGGGGCUGCCGCUCCUCGGCAACAUCCCCGCGCUGGGCGCGGAGCAGCCGCACAUCUACAUGCGGCGGCAGAGCCAGAUCCACGGGCAGAUCUUCAGUCUUGAUCUCGGAGGUAUAUCUGCUGUUGUACUGAAUGGCUAUGAUGCAGUGAAAGAAUGCCUUGUUCAUCAGAGUGAAAUCUUUGCAGAUAGGCCGUCUCUUCCCUUGUUUAAGAAGCUGACAAACAUGGGAGGCUUACUGAACAGUAAAUAUGGCAGAGGAUGGACAGAACAUCGCAAAUUAGCUGUAAAUACCUUUCGAAUUUUUGGAUAUGGUCAAAGGUCCUUUGAACACAAAAUUUCAGAAGAAUCUGUGUUUUUUCUUGAUGCCAUUGAUACAUACAAAGGCAGACCGUUUGAUCUUAAGCACUUGAUAACAAAUGCUGUUUCAAACAUUACUAAUUUGAUUAUUUUUGGAGAACGUUUUACUUAUGAAGAUACCGAAUUUCAGCACAUGAUUGAGAUUUUUAGUGAAAACAUUGAAUUAGCUGCUAGUGCUUCCGUGUUUUUAUAUAAUGCUUUUCCUUGGAUUGGUAUCUUACCAUUUGGGAAACACCAGCAGCUGUUUAGAAAUGCAGCUGAAGUCUAUGACUUUCUUCAUGAUCUCAUUGAACGUGUCUCUGAAAAUAGGAAGCCUCAGUCACCUCGACAUUUUGUAGAUGCAUAUUUAGAUGAGAUGGAUUGCACUGAAAACGAUCCAGAAUCUACAUAUUCAAGAGAAAAUUUAAUUUUCUCUGUUGGAGAACUCAUCAUAGCUGGGACAGAAACCACAACAAACGUUUUAAGAUGGGCAGUGUUAUUUAUGGCUCUUUAUCCGAACAUUCAAGGGCAAGUUCAAAGAGAGGUGGAUCUAGUCGUUGGCCCAAACAAAAUGCCCACCUUUGAAGAGAAAUGCAAGAUGCCAUACACUGAGGCGGUUCUGCACGAAGUUCUGAGGUUCUGUAACAUAGUUCCUCUAGGCAUUUUCCAUGCAACUUCCAAAGAUACUGUUGUGCGUGGUUAUUCAAUUCCUGAAGGCACCACAGUCAUUACAAACCUCUACUCCGUUCACUUUGAUGAAAAGUACUGGAGCAAUCCAGAAGUGUUUUUUCCUGAGAGAUUUUUGGACAGCAAUGGGCAGUUUGUCAAGAAAGAUGCAUUUAUUCCUUUUUCACUAGGAAGAAGACAUUGUCUUGGAGAACAACUAGCUCGAAUGGAAAUGUUCUUGUUUUUUACUUCAUUACUACAACGAUUUCACCUGCAUUUCCCUCAUGGAGUGAUUCCAGACCUCAAACCAAGAUUAGGAAUGACAUUACAACCACAGCCUUACCUCAUCUGUGCAGAGAGACGGUGAAGAGAAAGGUCACGAUUGUCAGGUGGAGCACAGUGCUCCAAGCUGCAGCUAAAGAUCCACUUGGCCUUCUAUUUCUAAACAUGUUCAUGCCAGAAAGGCAACUUAAAGGACUUGCAGAUAAAUUCUGGCUGUUUAUGCACAAUUAAAUAGUUUCUUUUUACUUGGUUUUCACAAAAAAAGAAUGGAACCAAAAGUGUGGAACACAUCCUGUGUAAAACUGAUGUUUUCACUACACAGGUCUAUUUUGAAUCUAACUUCUGAUAUGGUUUUUAUAUAUUUAAUUACUUAGCAAGCCAUUUUACUUUGAGAGGAUAUUUUUAUAAGCGUGGAGAGUGUGGUUCAAAAUGUUUAUCCAUGGAAAUCUCAUUUACAUUAUUCUUUAUAAUUCUUCUUUAAGUUUUCAUAGCUAAAAAGGUUUAAAAGAUAUCUGUUUAAAUUUCUGUAACCAAGAAUAAACUAUCUUUUCCAGCCUUGACAGAUUGUCUAUUAAAGCAUUUUAAUCCUUCUUUCUCCUUGCUCUGUAUUCCUAGGUGGUCAUAAUUUUCUAGUGAAUCAUGUAACUGAAUUCACUUUCAGGAUCUUUUAUGACUUCCUUCUCAUUUAGCAAAGGACAAAAAGUGUUCAAUUAUUGCCAUAAUCCUGACAAUUACAGGAAUCUUUUUUGCCAUUAUGUUGCAUUUCCAGACACGUGUCCUCCAUUGCCUCCCCACACGAAGCACUAUGUAAUGAUUAAUCUCUGCUUAAAUAGUCUGAAAAAAAACCCAGUGUUUAUGUUACCAGUCACAUGUAACUGUACUAUGAGCAGAGAAAAUAACCUGCUCAUCGUUCUGACCAGAAAAGAGAGUUUUUGGGGAGGGAGGUUGGGAUAGGAUGGAGAGAAACACCUUAAAUGCAUUUUAAGCACAAAUAUUAGGUGUAGGAGCUACUCUUGACUUCUGCCAGCUUCAUCUUCUAUUCUUGACAGCUUUGUGGUUAUUGGUAGAUAAGAUUUGUGUCUGCAGACCCUACAGGAGAACCAGAUACUCUAAAUACUGCAUGUUUUGUCCCUGCCAUGUGGGGAGGGAGGGCCUCAGAACAGGGUUCAGAACAAAACACACACUGAGCAAGCUGCUAUUUGAGGACAA